This is a messenger RNA of Salvia hispanica, 1626 nucleotides long. Its product is annotated as transcription factor MYB105-like. Lineage: Eukaryota; Viridiplantae; Streptophyta; Magnoliopsida; Lamiales; Lamiaceae. Gene Ontology annotation, molecular function: DNA-binding transcription factor activity, RNA polymerase II-specific; RNA polymerase II cis-regulatory region sequence-specific DNA binding. Gene Ontology annotation, cellular component: nucleus. The record is from RefSeq and is a predicted model, not a curated record. Gene Ontology annotation, biological process: regulation of DNA-templated transcription.
AUUAUGCUGACAGAUUAUAUAUUUCUUGGUACAAUAAUGAUUUCUGAUUUCUCUUUCUGCCCUGUCUACUGAAAAAAAUUCCAGCUUAACAUUUGGACCUUUUUGGUAAUUUGGAUAAUUUUAGCAUUCAAACCAAGGGACUGGUGAUGGCUGAGCUUUUUUGGUGCAUGUUGUUGACCAUUCUCUUAUUGUAGUAAUUUUCCUGCUCAGUAAGUUACUUCCCUUAGGUUGCUUGCAAAACAAAACCUAGGGGCUGCUGAUUUCUAUUGUUACACUUCUCAAGUAUAUUUAUUAGAUUUUCCAUUCCUUAUUUUCUCAUUCCCGAUAAUGGAUUAAAUCCUUUACACCUCAUAGUGUUCCAGAAUCUUUGUGAUCUUGAGUACUUUCUCCCUUUGGAAGGUAUUUAUGGAUUUACCUGUUGAUGUCAAAGUAAUACUUGCUGCAUUUUCCUUGAGAAAUUCUAUAUAGUUACUGCUUUCUUUGAAAUAUUAUUAUGUGUGUAGGUCCCUUCGGCAAUAACUGUAUGGUUCACAAGGUACAAGGUGUUGGAUUCUCCUGGAAUGUGUUUUCAAGGCCAGUAUCUUAAGGAACAGAAAGGGUACUUUGGGAGCAAUUGAAACAGAUUAAUCAAAUAAGUUCAUCCUACGAACAUGUUUGCAACCUCCAAGCGGUUGAAAGGAUGCAUGGGGCUGCAAAUAUUCGGUGCUGACAAGGAACUCCUUUAAGAAGCCAGACAUAAUUAGCCAUCUUUAAGACGCUCUAAAUUUCUUUAAUGGCAACCUUGAGAACGAGUGCCGGAGCAAGUCGGGGAAGAAACACUUGCCCAAGAUGGCAUUGGACACAUGAGGAAGAUGACCUCCUAAGAACCCUUGUCCAGGAGUAUGGUGCAGCAAGGUGGGACCACAUUGCAACUCAUAUCCAAGGGAGAUCAGGGAAGAGCUGUAGGAUAAGGUGGCUCAACCAAUUGCAGCCAGGACUUAAUAAGACACCAUUUAGUCUAGAAGAAAAGCAAAUGCUCCUUGAGCUUCACAAAGGCUUAGGGAACAGGUGGUCUGUCAUAGUCAGGUUCUUCCCCGGUCGAACAGAUAACCAAGUGAAGAAUCACUACCAUAUACUUGCAGGGACUAGGAAAUCCACACCCUCGUUUUCCAGCAAUGAUCCCCAUGUCCCUCUGGAUAAUGGAUAUUCACAGUUUUCUGAUGUUACCAGUGGAGGAACGCGACCUCCAUUCAUCAGUGGUUCCUCUUCUGUCUAUGGAAUGGCUGUAAGUUUUACCCAGGUUGGAGCGCCCUCUUCCAUCCCAAACAGCCCUGGUUCUCACCCACAUCAGACAAUUAGCGAUGGGAGUUCCAUGAUCUCGGAUGCGAGUUCUGCCUGCAUCCAAGAUCCUGAAUUCAUUGACUUUUUGGGGGUUGGGAGUUCAUAUUAAAGAGUUGUCGCGUUUGUUGUUUCCUUGUUAUGCUUUUCUCGCCGUUCUCCCUUUUUUCGUCUAUUUUGGAGUCGUAUGAGGAGCCAUUUUGUUCAAAUUCUCGCCUUAUGGUGAAAAUUUCUGGCAAGGACUCCUGUGGUUUAUCUGAAUAAUGUUUCCUUAUUUUGAAUAAAUGAACUCCGCUGUUUCUUUCUGAA